GGGACCGUGCACUGCUACCUCGACGACACCUUUAUCGCCAGGCAUUGACACUGCGAGCCGCCCCGCGCCACCUGUACUGGGCCUGUACUGGAAUGGUGUUGGACCGUGCCACUAACGGUUCCUUAACAUAUCUCUUACAGUGGCCCACACUAGGGUGUUAGCAGUCAAAUAACGUAGCCUGGGCCUCAGUCCCUUGUCUGCAGCCGAGUCCACGAUACGCCUAACGCUCACUAGCGCCAAAUCGCCAAGGUGUCCUUGGAUGCCCUUGAAUCCUGGUGCAGCUCCCGACUGCGGUAACGGACAGGUAUUGCAACACAGGUCAAGAUCUUCACGCGACCACGCUCUCGAAGACGACAAGCCGCCAUGUUCGUCCACUCGGCCGCGAGGCUGCUGCUCUCAGCAGGCCUGUUACUUGGCUCAGCAAUAGCACACAACAUCCAGCUCCCUGCCCACGGGCGGGAAUGCUUCCAUGAGCAGCUGCAUCGCGACGACAAGAUGACGGUCUCGUUCCAGGUUGGCGACCGGGAGUUUGGCAGUGCUGGCAACCUCGAAAUUGACUUUUGGAUCACCAACCCGAUGGGCCAGUACGAGUUCAACGAAAAGUCGGUAUCCAACGGCGACUAUUCCUUCGACGCCAAGCACGACGGCAAGUACGUGUACUGCUUUGGCAACGAGCACUGGGGCGCCUCGUCCAAGGAGGUUUCGUUCAACGUGCACGGCGUCGUGUACGUGUCCGAGGCCGAGGCGCCGCAGGACCCGCUCGAGUUUGAGGUGCGCCGGCUGUCCGAGAUGCUCGAGCGGGUGAAGGACGAGCAGAGCUACAUUGUGGUGCGCGAGCGCACCCACCGCAACACGGCCGAGAGCACCAACAGCAGGGUCAAGUGGUGGAACCUGUUCGUGAUUGGCGUCGUCAUUGGCGAGAGCGUGUUCCAGGUCUGGUGGCUGCGGAGGUUCUUUGAGGUCAAGCGAGUCGUAUAAGGCCAAUGCCUAUCUCGCAUUAUUCUUUUUGCAUUACUUAUGGAAGAUGAUAUCCCUGUUUGGUGUAGGGUACACGGAUGUGGAGCGAUGAAAAUGGGCCGGCUAUUCCUAUGUGGCGUAUUGAAUGAGCAUGUCCCUACACUCCAUAUGCUGAGUUUGCCGGCCUGUUAGGGCCAACACUAUAGAGGCAAAUGGCGGGAGAUUUGACGCUGCAAAGACUGUGGACUACGAUAGUUUAUGAAACAAUCGUGGCCCGCGGAAAGGUUUGGGAAUGUCCAGUACAAUAAGCAUGCUAUGUAUAUGAAGCGUCUACAAUCAUUUCCAUUCUACCUUCUUCCUCGCGGAUAUAAGCCGAUCAACACAUCUCU
Molecule: messenger RNA, 1346 nt
Organism: Canariomyces notabilis
Lineage: Eukaryota; Fungi; Ascomycota; Sordariomycetes; Sordariales; Chaetomiaceae
Exons: 3
Coding region: 364-978 (204 amino acids)
Biological process (GO): Golgi organization; intracellular protein transport; protein retention in ER lumen
Cellular component (GO): endoplasmic reticulum-Golgi intermediate compartment; endoplasmic reticulum; COPII-coated ER to Golgi transport vesicle
Source: RefSeq, a predicted model, not a curated record